Molecule: messenger RNA, 1058 nt
Organism: Corylus avellana
Lineage: Eukaryota; Viridiplantae; Streptophyta; Magnoliopsida; Fagales; Betulaceae
Product: L10-interacting MYB domain-containing protein
Source: RefSeq, a predicted model, not a curated record
UCUCUCUCUCUGGGAUCGUGGUUUCAUCGUAUUCAAUUCGUUUUCCAAGGAUGCCCGAGAAAAGGUCGAGAAAGCAAAGCAACCGCGGCUCUGAUUCAAAAACGAUUGAUAACCAGACAAGUGAAGAGCAAUCAGAGGAUGUUUGGUCCCGGCCAAACUGGCCACCACGCACGGAGAAGAUAUUUGUAGAAUUGCUGAUUGAGGAAAUGAAAUACCACUUGGACGUGUGUGUCAGUGGAUUUGAUGAGAAGGCAUGGGAUCGUGUCUGCAAGGAAUUCAAUCAGGAGACAGGUCUAAAUUAUGAUAAAAAGGAACUGAAAAAACACCUUACUAUUUUAAGAAAACGGUACCGCAUUGUAAAACCUUUAUAUAACCACGGUGGCUUUGGUUGGGAUUAUCGUCGGAAGAUGGUGGAUGUUGAUGAUCAUAUCUGGGCAGAAUAUAUCCAGGCGUAUCCUGAGAUUAAGCCAUACAGGAAAUGGGGGUGUCCAAUAUAUGAAGAGCUAUGCACGAUAUUUACAAAACCAAAGGCCACUGGGCAGUAUGCCUAUGCAAGUACUGGUUGGAGCAGGUCUGGCAGCAUUGAUCUUCCACGCUCACAUGGAUGCAACAAGCGCCAGGCGCAGGCAGCGCAGCCUCAGGUUUCAGGUGCCAACAAGAAACAUCACAAAGGAGCUGAGAAUUCGAAGGGAGCUGCAGCAUGUAAAAGUACUGAUGACCCACAUUCUGCAAAUAAUUGCAUUGCAAUAAUAAAUGGUAUGCAAGGUGUUGAUCGCCGCACUUACAAUGCAGCUCUGGAUUUGUUUCAGAACCUAUGCUGGAGAAAAACAUUCAUGUCAUUGAAAAGUGAGAAACGUUUGACCUGGUUGAAGGCCAUGCUUCCCGGUGUUCAAUGAUGCAAGGGGUGGCAGUGGGUGAAGAAGUCAAAAUAGCUGUGGCUUGUGAUCAUGUCACCCAUGGUUUUUGUUAGACUUUUGGACAAUGAAACUCAGGAAUGGAAGAACUAGCUCUUCAUCAUUCACUAGGAAUAUAUAUAGCAUGAAUUUGCUACUUUUAGU